AUGCCGUAUUUAAAGGAACCAAAACCUUUAAAAAUUACGUUUUUUUCGUUAGCGUUACAAUCGUUGCCGCUAAAAUCGUUGGCGCCAAAAGCGGUACCUCCCGGCGCCAAUACGAACGCCGCACCCUUACGGGGAACCGCGCGGCUCGUUGGCAAUUUUGCGCUGGAUGCGCUUUUGGAUAACGGUUUAACGUUCGUAGCGCGCAAAUUGUUUGGCCGAUAUGGUAUAAAAGGAUUUAGCUUUUUGGAUGGCCUUACGGGCGCGAAAUUGGGCUUUAAUAAGCUUUUCGAAAAGUUUCGGUAUCGUUUUGGGCAAUCGUUUGUAAACGUUUUAAUAUGCUUAACGACCAAAACAACGGCUACAAAAUACCGUACGCUCCGUAUAAUUAUUUUUAAAAAAAGGCAAAUAAAUAAGGUUUUAAUUAUCGUUUUAUUAAAAAUCGAUAACUUUCCGCGACGGGAGCGCGUUGCGGAUAUUUAUAUAAAGCAAAAAAAAGGCAAUGUCCGUUUUAAAAGCAAAUCCAUUAAAAUUAAAAGCGUUGCGGCGGCCUACCGGUUAGGUUUAAAUAUCCAAAAGGAACGGCUAAAUACCAAUUAUUUACGGUUACAAUCGUUAAGGUUAUUGGAAUGGUUAUUAAAUGCACAAAAAGGAAAAAAAAGGCGGCUUAGCGGGAUACCCACGGGCGAAACCGCCCGGCAAAAAGCGGGAAGCGUUAAAUGUACGGGCGAAACCGCCCGGCAAAAAAAAAAAAAGGGCGCUGGCAGCCAGCCGGGCACGAACCCCCCGGGAACAUGCCGGCAAGUUACCGAUAUCGCGGCCAAAGCAUAA
Gaeumannomyces tritici R3-111a-1 is the source of this 828-nucleotide messenger RNA. RefSeq lists its product as hypothetical. Bases 1 to 828 code for a protein of 275 amino acids. The transcript is spliced from 6 exons. Lineage: Eukaryota; Fungi; Ascomycota; Sordariomycetes; Magnaporthales; Magnaporthaceae. The record is from RefSeq and is a predicted model, not a curated record.